Molecule: messenger RNA, 1164 nt
Organism: Ilex paraguariensis (yerba mate)
Lineage: Eukaryota; Viridiplantae; Streptophyta; Magnoliopsida; Aquifoliales; Aquifoliaceae
Source: the annotation of a GenBank genome assembly
GUCAAUAUCAAAAUCAAACCACUCUCCUUCUUCGAUCCUCACACGCUUAUGCAGAUGUGUUAUUCUUUUCUUUAGCUCUCCCAAAACCACCUUACCGAAACAUUCAUCAAACACUUCAGGUCCGCCAUUGAAAACGCUCCAAAAAUCACACAGAUGGAAUCAAUUAACAUCAUCAAAGGCUACAGCAAAGUAGACACCUUGGGAGAUCAAACCUCUCCCCACCACAACAGAACAACCCAAAAUCAUCGUACAACCAUAGCCAUCUCUCUGAUUAUCAUAUUAACUGUUGUCAUCGGUGCAGUGAUCGGUGCUUUAAUCUAUGAAUCCAUCACUGAACCACCCGAUGACGAUGAUCUGUCUUCCAAGGCGGCCGAGUCACUCAAAACUAUCUGUUCCGUGACUCAGUAUACCAACUCAUGCUUCACCUCCUUAUCUUCUUUCAACGCAAAUUUUGGAUCCAAAAUCGACCCUGAAUGCGUUUUCAAGCUCUCUAUCCAAGUCGCCGUGACAGAAUUCACGAAACUCGAGUCAGUACCCAUAACCCUCAUCUCGAAAUUGAACGACCCUUCAACUGAAUCGGCGUUAAAGGACUGCACGAGUUUGUUUGAUGAUGGACUGAGUCAACUUAACCGGUCUUUGGAGUUGAUGGAAGUAGACCCAGGAGAGAAGGUUUUGACAGAGGCGAAAAUUGGGGAUCUGAAUUCAUGGAUUAGCGGUGCGAUGACUGAUCAACAGACGUGCUUGGAUGGGUUGGAGGAGAUGGGAUCAACGGUGGUUGAUGAGGUGAGAAUGAAGGUGCAGAAGUCGAAGGAGUACAUGAGCAACAGCUUAGCCAUUCUAGCUAAUAUUCAAAGUCUUCUAGAUAAGUUUGAUCUCAAGAUGCACUGAGAGUUGUUCUGAAUCGACUUCUGAAAAUAACUUUCACUUCUCUGUAUCAAUAUGUAAUAAUUUUUUUUCAAAAUUUCUGAUUUUGAUUUGUGGAUUUUGUUUGGUGUUACUUAAGUUUAUGCAACUAUGAUUAGCUGGGAGGGGUAGUUACUUGUGUAAUUACCCUUUCCCCGCCUUUUUGUUUUCCUAAUCUUUUGUAUGAUUCUUUAAAUUCGUAUGUUUGCUUGUUGGUGUGGGUGUUGGAAAAGUUUGUACCUUGUGAAAAGCAUAAUCAAU